AUUCAUCUGUAUUUUGUUUUUUAGGUAUCACUAUAAUACUUUAAUAAACUUUUCUCCUUUAUGUCAAAUUAACCAUGAAAUGUAGUACUCAACACUAAUGCUAUAGGACUAUAACAAUACGACUAUACAAGUGAGAUUGAUCCACAUUGCACAUAGCUCUCUUUAGCUGUUUUCGUUGGACUAUGUUUUGGAUUUUCUGAAGCUUUUCUAGGCCAAUAGAAGGUUCUGGUGUUUUUUUCUUUGUUUCUUGGUUGUUAUAGUUUUCGGCAUGCCGAGAUUUCUGCUGUGUUGUGCUGUGUUGUAGGCUUGUAGUGCUUGCUUUAAUGUUCUGCUACAUCUCAUUCACCCUAUCCUCUUCUCUGUCUCUGUUUUAAAUGUCCCUGAUGCUUUAAACUGUUGCUUCAUACUCUUUUUGUCGUUUUAUAGUUAAAAUUUUGUUGUGCUUGUGGUGAAGUUCUUUCUUGUUUUCUGUUUGAUUACUCUGAUCCUCUUCCAUCGUCAAUUUACUAAUGGAUAUAAUACUUUUCAGGAUAGUUAAUAUGCUGCGCGUGUAACCCAAUGCUUGUUAUAUUUAACGAUAAAACCUCUUAAUCUGUGAUUGUGAAAAAUGAUGGAAUCUUUCCCAAUAACUCAGACCUAAGAUCUAAAAGUAUUUGCAAAUACACCAUUUCCUUAUAAUACAAUUACUCGAUUUUAUUGAACCUAAAGCACAUGGUUUGUCAAAUGUAAUUUGGAGACUCUUUACUACUUGAUGUCCUAUCUAGUCUGAAGAGAUUGACAAAGAUAAGUUUAUUAUACGUAGUUUGGGUUGUGGCAGUUCAACACUUACGUGGCCUGAGUUUUUCAGAUAAUUAGUAAAAAUUUAGAAUGCUCUUAAAUAAUGUGUGUGGUAUUUAACCUUUUAAUUUCUGUUACAUUGAAAUGCACUAUGGUCCAGCGACAGUACAUGUGUGUGUGUAUGAAAACAGGAUUCCCUUAAGAAGUCGAAUGUUCAUUUUUAGCCUCUUUAACCUUCUCUUUUUUAAAGAGAACUUUUCAAUUUUAAUUUUGUGUAGUACACACAUCUGCUAUUUGUGGUUGAAUAGAAUGAUUUGGAGACAAGGAGUGUAAACCAAGCCACCUCUUCUGUUCUUUCCCUAUGAUUUGGAGGCAAGGAGUGUAAACCAAGCCACCGUCUAUUAUAUCUCUAAGAGAGAAAAUACCUUGUGCUUUAUUCUAAAUUUGGUAUUUUGAGGAAGGAAGAAACUUAGAAAAGGUCCUUUUCUUUGAUCAAGGGGUAUCUCUCAUAGUCAUUAUUGGUUCUCUUCUUUUAGUUGAUUAUUUGCCUCCAAAUACUCUCAUUAGGUUUCUCUUCUUAGGUUCUCUUCACCAUCAGAAGAACUUAGUUAUCUUCCAUGGAUAACGAAGAGAACAAACAGAAUGAUACGUAUAGGAACAGUAUACCCUAUGUUCAACUCAACUGGAUCGACUCAGAUUACGCUUUUGCUUUGGCGUUGCAGGAACAGGAAACACCGUUGACACCAUUUUUGGCGAGUGAAAGUGAGUCAAGUGAUAGCGACGAGGACUUUGAAGGUGAUUCUGAGACUGAUGACUACUUGUCUAAUGAAAUGAAUGAAAUUGAUGAAGCCGAACUAUUGGAUCUCAAUGGAGAAGCGAGCAACGAUGAUGAGGACAUGGAAGAGGACGAAAUCGAUCCAGAUGAAUUAUCCUAUGAGGAUUUGAUUGCAUUGGGAGAAUUCGUUGGAACUGAGAACAAAGGGCUGUCGACAGACAAAAUCAAAUCUUGCAUAACUCCUUAUGCAUGUAAAUCACUACUGGAGGGAAAAUAUGGGGUUGAUCAGUGUGUAAUCUGCCAAACCGAGUAUGAAGAAGAAGAGCAAGUAAUGACACUUCCAUGUGACCACAUGUACCAUUCAGAAUGUAUAACUACAUGGCUUCAAAUCAAAAAGGUUUGUGCCAUAUGCAACACUGAGAUCUCCGAAAAUCUUCCUUGACGCCUUAUUUACUUUCCUGAUUCAUCUGCUCAAUGUAAAAAUGUAACAGAAAUGAAUGUAUAGUUAUGGUUUAGCUGUCAGUUUGAAAUCCAUUGAACUUAUUUGACCAAAGAGCCGCUGGUACAGUUUUAUCAGUUGUCCAAUUGUUUCAUUCAAGUGCACUGAUAGAUGUUGCAUGCUGAUCUGAAUAAAGAAAGUCACUGACCCGUAAUUUUGUUCAAGAGAGUGAACAUGUCAUGUCAUAAACAUCAAUGACAAUUAGACUCCUAAUUUUGGCCGACUUUGCAAACGCACGUGUGAACACACUUGUACUGGAUAUAUAGGCCUUACUUUUAGGCCCAAACCAAACCCCAUUAGCCCGACAUUCUGUCGUGCAAAGAGAUCGAUUGAUCCAGGGACAGAAAGAGAGCGUAGACAACACCCCAUGUGCCUCUGCUCUUUAAAAUGACAAAUUCCAUUUCUUUAAAAUCCACGAGCAUUCUUCAUUUUCACUUCACAUUCUUAGAGUGCGUCUACAACAUCAUGAAUGGAUGCAAUGAAGAAGGAAAUUACAGUAAUUUCUGCAACAUUCAUCCAACUAAAAUUCAAAUAGGAGUUUGUUCCCUCUGCUUAAAAGAAAGACUUGUCAUCUUAUUAGCAACAUCAUCAUCAAAAUACAAACAGCGUUCCAGGAGAAGAUCUACAUCCUCAAGAAAAUCUCAUCACAUUUAUGUUCUUCAAAAAGUUUCUACAUUGGGCUCGUUCCUUCGUCGCUCUGAGUCCUCUCGGCGUGGACAGAGAUUGGCCGCGAAAUCAACUGACACUGACGAUACUUCCACCAGUACUAGUAGUCAAGAAGAUUCAUUCAUUUCGAUCAAGUUUGAAGACAAUGGUAAUGCCUCGUGGGUGAAGGAUUCUACAGAACAUUGUAAACCUCACUCAUCGGUGACGGCCACAGUAACAGAACCGUUGAAAGCUAAAAAGAUAAUGCACAAUGUCAAUACUACUACUACUACAGAGACGAUGAAAAGGAAGAAGAAGAAGAAGAAGAAGAAGAAGAAGAAGAUGGACACUGAUAAUAGAAUUACUAGUAUUGUGGAGCACCAUGGUGGUACCACGGGCUCAGAUGGUGGAGCGGGAAUGCUUAGGUGGAGAAAGAGGGUUGGGCAAGUUCUGUUCCAACUUGUAAGGCUUAAGAAGUCAACAAUGAUGGAAAGUGGUUGCCAAGAUAGUAGAAGUAACAAAGGCAAGAAAAGCAGGAGCAGCAGCAGCAAUUCACUUAAGAUUAGGAAUAAGAAAAAUUGGAUAAAGACUAUGACAAAGAAGAGGGACCAUCAUCGGGUAUGAAAUGAAAAGCCAAAUUGGUUAAAUUAACCGUAGAGAAAGAGAAAGGACAUUUCUUUUCUUUUGCACCAAUGGUUCAUGUGGUUGUUUUAUAAAGUCUGGUCCAAAGAUUGGAUAAUUAUUAUUGAGAUUGGAGUGAACUUUCCUACUACUACAUAUGAAAGCACCAUAAAAAGAUAUAGACGUUGUUUCCUAUUGAGGUGGACCUGUCCAUCUCUCUUUUUCUUGUCUUCUCACUUGUCACAUUAGAUGUUUGCCUGUCUACUGUACUGCUCGUGCUGGAUAAGCAAGCGCUGGGGUGAAGCUUCACAUAUACAUAUAUGUGUUAGUCUUUCUCCCCUUUAUCUAAGAGCAGAGUCUGAGUUUUAAUGGUUGAAUUUUUGAAUUUUUUGCCAUUUUGGGAGGGUAUUGCUUGAUGUAAUGACAGUUUGAUUUUCGAAUGCA
This is a messenger RNA of Papaver somniferum (opium poppy), 3761 nucleotides long. Its product is annotated as E3 ubiquitin ligase BIG BROTHER-related-like. Lineage: Eukaryota; Viridiplantae; Streptophyta; Magnoliopsida; Ranunculales; Papaveraceae. Gene Ontology annotation, molecular function: ubiquitin-protein transferase activity; zinc ion binding; ubiquitin conjugating enzyme binding. Bases 1395 to 1994 code for a protein of 199 amino acids. The record is from RefSeq and is a predicted model, not a curated record. The transcript has 8 exons. Gene Ontology annotation, biological process: negative regulation of organ growth; protein ubiquitination.